UCUAAAGCAUGAGCUGAGGAAAGUGGGGCUGGUGCUCUCCGACAAAGCAUACAAGGAUCUGCAGAGAUUCCUGGCAGUUUAUGAUGGUGGGAAGAUGUAUAAGAAACGACUGCUCAAUUGUGUAAAGAAUCUCAAAGGGACACGGAUCAAAAUAAAAAAAGUGGAAUCUUUCUUGGAAAACCUGGGAAUUAAGAUCAAAGAUGAGGAACUUGAAGAGCUAAUGGCCCAGCUACCAUCUGAGGGUAACAGAACGGUGGAUCUAAAUGAACUGAUCAAUGUCAUCAGUUACAUCAAGGGAGAAACCAUUGACAGCCAGAACUUGGAAAAGUUCCUGGCAAACGAGGGGAUUGAGCUCACCGAGGACGAGAUGAAGGACCUGAUGCCUUACCUGGAAUUUGACGGAAACGGGAAGGUUACCAUCCGAUCCAUAAUGGAGGGCCUGAGGAAGUUUAAACCCAAAGGAAUGAUGAAUCUGCACAAGCUGUUAAGAACCACCAGCAGCAUGAACGAAAGAGUCUCUGGCCCCAUGGCAGUUUCAGGAAUUAAAUCAACACUGAAGCUGAAGCCCCUCAAAGCACCCGCCUUUCACAAAAGAGAUAAAGAUUUACGAGGAUCUCUUCCAAGUCAUUUACAGCAUAAAGAUACGAAGCUGAGCUCUUCACAACUGGAAGCCUUCCAAAAUGCUUACAACUUCUUCACCAAGGAUAAGACUGGCUGUAUUGAUUCACAUGGAUUGAUGAGCACCUUAGCUAAACUCGGGAUGAAUCUAAACACGUAUGAUAUCUACAAUGAAUUAAAAUGUGCUGAUCUUGACAGAGACGGCAAGAUCAACUUCUCAGAUUUUGUAGGGGUGCUGACAGAUAAGAAACUCUUCCUCAAGGCUGUGGUUCCCGAAAAGAAACUGUGUUUAGAUUUAGCUAACAACCCCGGGAUCUUAUUAUUUGAAAUCCUAUCAAAACUUGUAGAGACUUCAUCCCUGCACAGAAAGGAUGUAAUAGAGCUAGUAAGCUAUUUCCGAAAAAAAUUCCAGGAAAGCCACUCGGAAAUGCCAUGGAGUCCGUAUGGGAGAAGGGGCUUUAGGCCAGAUAUAUGCACUCCUCCGCGCUCAAGCACUGCUGCCUUUGCCAAUUCUGCCAAGAUUUCGAUAAUGAAGGAAAAGGAUUUGUAUAAGUUUCUUGAAGCACUCAAGCGGUGUGAUCUCCCUACAGGUAGCCCAUACUCAAAAAUACCUGUCUUUCCGUUGUUCCCUGAUGUGGACGGGGUGGUAAUGGGAAAGCCAUUCAAAGACAUACAGAAGCUAGAGAUGCUGAGGAAAAAGGAACCUCUGAGUUUCUUCGAGGACUAUUUUUUCCAUAAAAGAGAUUGGAAAGCACAGGCCGCGGCUAUGAAGCCCGUCAGGUCCGCCUCAGGCUAUUCAGAUGACAUCCUAGCCAUUGACCACCUCUUCAAGAAGAAGCAGCACUGGACCGUGUCCGAUGCGGCAACCCUCAAACAGCACGUAAAGAGAGCCACAGACGCCUAUAACUUAGGAAUUGCCCUCGAGCACCGGAAAGAAAUGCUGAAUCUUUGGAGAAAGAUCCGAGGGGAUUUGAUUGGGAUUGAGACAAACAACGAGUCCUUCUACAACACCUUCUCCACGUACACAUGGUCCUGGAAUGUCUGCCAAGAGCUGCUUACCGCUAAGGACUUGCGGCUGCAUGACAGCUACGCGAACAAAAACUCCUCCAGCAAUUCUGGGUUUUCUUCCCCAUCAGACCUCAGCGAGUAUGACCUGGAGACAGGACGGAAAAGGAAACGGAAAGGUUUCAGAGGGUUUCGGCAAUGA
Molecule: messenger RNA, 1825 nt
Organism: Chionomys nivalis (European snow vole)
Lineage: Eukaryota; Metazoa; Chordata; Mammalia; Rodentia; Cricetidae
Gene: Efcab3
Product: EF-hand calcium binding domain 3
Exons: 16
Coding region: 95-1825 (576 amino acids)
Molecular function (GO): calcium ion binding
Source: RefSeq, a predicted model, not a curated record